Bombus huntii is the source of this 1300-nucleotide messenger RNA. RefSeq lists its product as uncharacterized. The coding region runs from base 1 to 1260 and encodes 419 amino acids. Gene Ontology annotation, biological process: sensory perception of taste. The transcript has 2 exons. The record is from RefSeq and is a predicted model, not a curated record. Gene Ontology annotation, cellular component: membrane. NCBI's taxonomy places the organism in Eukaryota, Metazoa, Arthropoda, Insecta, Hymenoptera, Apidae.
AUGUUUAGUCGACCGCAGAAACCUGAACCAAGGACAAAUAAAAAACUUAAAUCAUCGUCGUCAUACUUCAGGUGUUACACGUCUUUAAUAAGUGCCAGUGCUUCCAUCAAUCGUUUAAUGGGAUUUUUACCAUACAAGCUCGAAUCAUCGAAACUUGUAUAUUCGAAAUCAUACUUCGUUUUCUCUACAAUUUCCAUAAUUAUUUAUUCGAUCUGCGUAAUUAUUUCUCUGCUCCAAGUCAACUUUUUUUCAAUGCAUCUUUCAACAUUUGCAAAUAAGUUACAUAUUUCUUUCAUAUUUCUUUGCGGGCCUGUGAUUUUCAUCUCGGCUUAUGCCAAAAAUCAAUCAAUGAUUCGAGCGAUCGAUGGCAUCUCGAACGUUUCUCGUAUACUGUCAUCAGAAACUUGGCAUAAAAUGGCUACAAGAAUUGUUAUAAAAGAUAUCUUAAUCCUGAUACCACAAAUGUGUUACAUUCCAGUCAUCAUCUUCUACUCAAAUUUUAUUUUUGGUUAUACCUGUUGGUAUACUUUUUUCGGUGUCAUCGCACUGAUCAGCUUGUACACGAAUAACGUAUACGUGUUAAAUGCCUGUUUUAAAUACAUAAACGAUUCUUUAGUGCAAGUGAAGGAAAUUCUAGUCAAUGAUGAGCCUCAUCUACUCAGAAGAGUCUAUCAUAUGCAGAAGAAUCCUAUAUUGUUGACGAAGUUGAGGACUCUUAAAAAGCAACAUCUAGAGAUGAGCGAACUUGUUCAGCUACUGAAUAGCACGUGUAGCAUGCAAAUCGAAGCCACGUUCACAAUAAUGGUCAUCGACAUUACAUUCAAUAUGUACAACCAUUUAAUCUUGUUCAACGAAGUAGGCAAGACGAGAUCGUUCUCUUUUGCUCUUAUCUUCGCAAUUCUUUACACCGUAUACGUAAUUAUAACAGUUUCGAUAGUUGAAACUACCAGAAGCCAGAUGACAAAAAUUGGCUCCAGCGUUCAUCGAAUUCUUGUACAUACUUUCGACGAGCAGGUGACGACGGAGUUGGAGUUGUUCUCGUUGCAAGUGCUGCAAACUGGUAACGUGUUCGUGAUGAAGGGACUCAUAAUAGACGCAACCCUUUUGACAAAGGUAAUAGGAGAUUGGAUCAAAAGGAAUGAAGUAUUUUUAUCGACACUUGUUACAGAUGGCGUGCGGCAUUACUACAUUUUUGUUAAUAUUAGUGCAGUUCUUACUCGUCGAGUCUUGUUAAAGAAAAACUCCUGGGUUAAUGGAUGAAAUAUAUUUAAAAAAUUAGUUAGAAAAAUUGAUAAAAUUA